AUGGACGCACUGCCGGAGGAACUGCUUGCGCAGAUAAUCUCGCUUGUUGAACAACAGCAAGGUCUUGCUGAUCUUUGCCGCAUGAACCAACGGCUGAACCGCAUCGCCACUCCCAUUUUAUACGAGAGAUACCUGACCAGCUACGGAAGCACCACCAGUCGAUAUUUGACAACUCUCAUCAGGCGAUCGGACUUGGCGGCAUGUGUCAAGGCUUUGCGGUGGGAUUACAGCAUACUCGCAAGGCACCGCAUAUCUGUCUUUGACUCGAACGAUCUCCAAGACACUCUUCGUGCCUUUCCGUACCCAGUCUCAGCCUUCGCAAACCGGUGUGCGCAGGCCAUCGAAGACGCUCGAGGCAAUGGCGAGCUUACAGAUUCCUUCUUCACGACAGCGCUGAUGCAUACGCCGAACAUUCAAAGAGUUGAAGUCAUCGACAAAUGGUACGGUGACGAUGUCAGGAGCACUAGGAGAUGGAUCGAUCCCAUCCGGAUGAGGGUCCCACAUGACUUCCGCCAUUUGAAGUCGGCCAGUAUCACGAUGGCGUGUAUGCAGUUUGACGAUGUCAUUGUUCUGAUGCGUCUGCCCUCCCUGCGGACGCUUCAACUCUGCAAUCUCGUUGAACCCGAAGUGCGUGCCGUGGGCCUGGGUAUUCCUCCAGAGCCCUUUUCCAACGUUUGUGAGUUGAGCUUUCGGUCUUGUCGCCUCAACUGGAAGACAGUAGCUUGGAUGAUGGCGCCAUGUAAGAUUCUUCAACGCUUCAGCUACGUAAGCUUCAACCUAGCACUGCUGCGUCUCUCUACCCCUGCAGACCUACAAGACCUCAAGUUUACACUGGACCAACACGCAGGAAGUCUUGAAUACUUGGAUAUCGAAGUCGAUGUUCUCGUUUCCAGUGGGGCGGACCAUGGCGAGGUUGGUUCUUUUGCUGGCUAUUCGCAGCUCAAGCACCAACGCGUAUGGCUGAAUCCAUUCAAACCAUAUCGCGAACUGGGUCUGCUCACGCCCUGA
Ascochyta rabiei is the source of this 1008-nucleotide messenger RNA. RefSeq lists its product as uncharacterized. The coding region runs from base 1 to 1008 and encodes 335 amino acids. The transcript has a single exon. The record is from RefSeq and is a predicted model, not a curated record. NCBI's taxonomy places the organism in Eukaryota, Fungi, Ascomycota, Dothideomycetes, Pleosporales, Didymellaceae. Gene Ontology annotation, molecular function: protein binding.